ACUGCUUACGUCAGCCUCCACCAGGCCACUCAGAUCAACAACACACCUCAGCUUUCUCGAUCGCACCCCUUGGCCUCCCUCCACUUUGCACUCCAACAACAACCUUUCAAGCUUGCAGCACCCAUUGGCACUUGGCAGAGACACCUCAGAGCAGAGAAGGCCCACCAUGGCGCACUUCCAAGCAUCUGCGCGCAAGGACGGCGCGGCCAACCCUGUGACGUACCGGCACCUCCUCAGCCCUCAGGCGAUGACCGUGUUUAAUCCCCUCCGAACCAUCGCCCACUGUGAUAUCGACGGAGCGUUUGCCCAGUUCGAACAGGUCCGCCUCGGCCUUCCUGACCACAUUCCCCUCAUCGCUAUCCAGUGGGACUCGAUCAUCGCCGUCAACUACCCCGCACGAGCGUAUGGCAUCAAGCGUGGGUUUAGCGGCAACAAUCCCAUCGGCGAGGCUAAGAAGGCGUGCCCCCAUCUGGUGGUCCAGCAUGUCGCUACCUUCAGGCAGGGAGACACCGAGGCUGGAUACUGGGACGACGUUGAUCGGCGAACGCACAAGGUGAGCCUGGACCCAUAUCGACGGGAGAGCCUCAAGAUCCUUGCUGUGUUCCGCGAGAUGGCGCCAGACUGUGAGAUCGAGAAGGCGUCUAUCGACGAGGCAUUCAUGGACCUCACGCCAAUGGCUAUCAAGCAGAUGCUCAAGACCUUCCCCCACCUCGCGGCUGUUCCGCCCGACGCACCAGACGGUCUAGACACGCCUCUCCCGCCUCCACCACCGGUGGACUGGUCGAGGAGUGGCAAUGUCAUCCCCUUGAAUGGUCAGAAGAAGGUCGAAACAGGGGAGGAAGGGAAGGAUUCGUCCGAGGACGAGGUCGAGGACGUGCCUUCGACCUGGGAGGAUUGGGCUCUGUGCUUUGGAGCCGAGAUUAUGAUGCAGGUCCGGGAGGAGGUGUGGACAAGGCUGCACUACACGUGCUCAGCAGGCAUUGCGCACAACAAAUCUCUUGCCAAGCUCUGCUCUUCAUGGAAGAAGCCAAACGCCCAAACCGUCUUGCGAGGGGCCUCGGAAGCCAGAUUUCUCCGAGACAUGCCGUUCACCGACAUUCGCUUCUUGGGCGGAAAGCUUGGGAACGCAAUCUCUGAGGAGUUCGGCGCGAACACGGUGGGAGACCUCCUCACUGUGAGCCUCGACAAGUUGCAAGAAACCUUUGGAGAGGAGAGCAUAUGGGUCUACAACAUCAUUAGGGGGAUCGACCAUACGGAGGUCAAGGAGAAGCUCGUCACCAAGUCGAUGCUUGCCUCGAAGAAUACCAUCCCAGCCGUCCGAACGCCAGAAAUGGGUCAUCACUGGCUUAAUAUCCUUGCAGGCGAGCUCACCGUUCGCCUUCGUGAGGGGCGCGAGUCAGCUCCAGGGCUGUGGCCCAAGACUCUUGUGCUGUCCACCCGUGCUACCAGCGAGUCAUUCCAUUCCCGGCAGACUGCAUUCCCCUUCACACGCAACUUGACACCGGAAUACAUCGUCAAGUACGCUCGCAAGUUGUGGGACGAGACAACUGCUCCGCUAAAGAAGGGGACGAUGAAGUAUAGCAAUAUCAGUCUGGCGUUUCAUGGACUUGAGAGCCUCGAAGAAGGUCAACGUGGCAUUGAGAACUUCUUCAACCCCGGUCUGAAGAAAGAGGAGGCGCCAAAGAGGUCACGGACAUCGUCGCCUACCAGAGAUGCGGAGUCCAACAAGAAGCCCCGACUACCGACGCUUCAGACAGGCAGUGUCAAGAAGAAGACACCGCUAGAGAACUUCCUGUCUCAAAAGCCGUCUACCCCAAAGGUGGAAUCUGUCGACUCAGACGGCAGCGAUAGUCCUAAGCUGAUUCACUCGGAGGAGGUCGACGGCAGCUGGACUUGUCCCAAGUGCCAGACUGUCAUCGCGCCAGGAGACGACGUCGUUGAGGAGGACCGGGAACGUUGGCUCACGGCGGCACGUCAAGAACACGAUGAUUACCACUUUGCUCUCUCACUCCAGGAGGAGACUCCGCGAGCAAGUACAAGUAGACCGAUACCAGCCCCAAGGCAACCCAAGGCGACCAAGAAGAGCGCCGGUAUUAAGGCCUUCUUUGCCCCCAAGAGGUGACUGUAAC
Molecule: messenger RNA, 2129 nt
Organism: Vanrija pseudolonga
Lineage: Eukaryota; Fungi; Basidiomycota; Tremellomycetes; Trichosporonales; Trichosporonaceae
Product: N-acetyltransferase eso1
Exons: 13
Coding region: 167-2122 (651 amino acids)
Biological process (GO): response to radiation; error-prone translesion synthesis
Cellular component (GO): site of double-strand break; replication fork; nucleus
Molecular function (GO): DNA-directed DNA polymerase activity; damaged DNA binding
Source: RefSeq, a predicted model, not a curated record